Molecule: messenger RNA, 1281 nt
Organism: Symsagittifera roscoffensis
Lineage: Eukaryota; Metazoa; Xenacoelomorpha; Acoela; Convolutidae
Product: alanine--glyoxylate aminotransferase 2, mitochondrial-like
Exons: 1
Coding region: 1-1281 (426 amino acids)
Biological process (GO): glyoxylate catabolic process
Cellular component (GO): mitochondrion
Molecular function (GO): L-alanine:glyoxylate transaminase activity; pyridoxal phosphate binding
Source: RefSeq, a predicted model, not a curated record
AUGGUGUCGUCAGCUAGCAUGCAAUGGAUUUUUGACCAAAACCAGAAACGAUACCUAGACUUUUUUGCUGGAAUUGUCACGGUUUCAGUAGGUCAUUGUCAUCCCCGACUCGUCAAAGUUCUUCACGACCAGGCCCAGACAUUGUGGCAUACAACUGCAAUUUACGUUCACCCUCAAAUCGUGAGUUACGCCCAAAAAUUGGUGUCUAAAUUUCCAGAUCCACUCAAGGUUGUUUACUUUGUGAAUUCGGGAGCUGAAGCAAUCGACAUGGCGCUACUUUUGGCUCGCCUACACACUGGAAAUAUUGAUAUUCUGGCACUUAGAAAUGGUUACAGCGGACGCAGUUUUGGCGCUAUGGGAACAAGCGCAGUUCCAAAAUGGAAUUUCAACACUCCCACUAGACACGGAAUUAUUCAAGUUGGAAUGCAAGUCGACCCUUACAGAGGUCAUUUCGGUGGGUCUAACUGUCGUGACAGCUUGUCUCAAGUGAUUAAUCGACCUUGCAAUUGCCAAUCAGGAUACUGUGAAGCUUCUGACAAAUAUGUGCAAGAAGUUCAGGAAACUAUAAAUUACAUGACCAGUGGCAAUGUUGCUGGAUUUAUCAAUGAGGGAAUUUUAGGAGUGGGCGGCGUUGUCCAGUUUCCAAAGCAUUUCGUCAGGCAAACCUAUGAUUUGAUUCGAAAUCAUGGGGGUGUCUGUAUUGCCGAUGAAGUUCAGACUGCGUUUGGUAGACUUGGAUCUCACUACUGGGCAUUUGAAAGUCACACAGUCGUUCCCGAUAUAGUCGUCAUGGCGAAAGGCAUCGGCAACGGGAUUCCUCUAGCUGCGCUAGUGACGACUCCGGAAAUUGCAAGGAAUUUGACAAAAGCACUUUAUUUUAACACGUACGGUGGGAACCCAAUUUCAACUGCAGUUGGAGAAGAGGUAUUGAAUAUUAUCGACGACGAAGGAAUGCAAGAAAAAUCGAAAACAUUGGGCGAAAAACUAAUCAAGGGUCUAAAAACUAUACAGCAUGAGUUUGAGAUAAUUGGUGACGUUAGAGGCAAAGGUCUAAUGAUCGGUGUAGAGCUAGUAGAAAAUAAGCAAACUAAGCAACCCCUCAAUCAAGACAAAUUCCUCAAAAUUUUCGAAGAUCUAAAAGAUAUGGGAUUACUGGUCGGAAAAGGCGGAGCAUAUGGGAAUGUUUUUAGGCUAAAGCCUCCAAUGUGCAUUGAAGAAAACGACGUGGAUUUCGCUCUGGAGGUAUUCAGAUUUGUGGUGAAAGAAAAUUCGAAAAUGUGA